AUGGCGAGUACCGAGGAUAAACCAGCCAACAAGGAGAACGCGUCUAGUUGGAAAGACUCCUUCUACAACCCCAGGACUGGAGAGGUUCUGGGGCGCACGGCCAGCAGCUGGGUGCUAAUGAUGCGCCAGUCAUUUGCAACAGGGGGGACGCGAGCUCAGCCUCCCCUCCACGAAGCCCACUCCUCACAGGCCCUGACUGCGGGCUGCGCUGGGCCCCUGUGCUGCUGCUGGAGUGGGAUGCUCCAUUGCAGUUGCAUGGCCGCCCACAUUAGCAUGCUUGUCAAGGUCAAACGGGAUCCCCUCUCUCCUCUUUCUCCCCGUCUUUCCGUGCACGCGAGCCGGGGAAGUCCAUCCUCACCUCCUCCAUCACCUCCUCCAUCACCUCCUCAUCACCUCCUCCAUCACCUCCUCAUCACCUCCUCCAUCACCUCCUCCAUCACCUCCUCCAUCACCUCCUCCAUCACCUCCUCAUCACCUCCUCCAUCACCUCCUCCAUCACCUCCUCCAUCACCUCCUCAUCACCUCCUCCAUCACCUCCUCCAUCACCUCCUCCAUCACCUCCUCCAUCACCUCCUCAUCACCUCCUCCAUCAUCUCCUCAUCACCUCCUCCAUCACCUCCUCCAUCACCUCCUCCAUCACCUCCUCCAUCACCUCCUCCAUCACCUCCUCAUCACCUCCUCCAUCACCUCCUCCAUCACCUCCUCCAUCACCCCCUCCAUCACCUCCUCAUCACCUCCUCAUCACCUCCUCCAUCACCUCCUCCAUCACCUCCUCAUCACCUCCUCCUCAUCACCUCCUCCAUCACCUCCUCCAUCACCCCUCAUCACCUCCUCAUCACCCCUCCUCCAUCACCUCCUCCAUCACCUCCUCCAUCACCUCCUCCAUCACCUCCUCAUCACCUCCUCCAUCAUCUCCUCAUCACCUCCUCCAUCACCUCCUCCAUCACCUCCUCCAUCACCUCCUCCAUCACCUCCUCCAUCACCUCCUCAUCACCUCCUCCAUCACCUCCUCCAUCACCUCCUCCAUCACCCCCUCCAUCACCUCCUCAUCACCUCCUCAUCACCUCCUCCAUCACCUCCUCCAUCACCUCCUCAUCACCUCCUCCAUCACCUCCUCCAUCACCCCUCCACCUCCUCCAUCACCUCCUCCAUCACCUCCUCAUCACCUCCUCCAUCACCUCCUCCAUCACCUCCUCCAUCACCUCCUCCAUCACCUCCUCCAUCACCUCCUCCAUCACACCUCUCAUCCCUCCUCCAUCACCUCCUCCAUCAUCUCCUCAUCACCUCCCCUCCUCCAUCACCUCCUCCAUCACCUCCUCAUCACUCCUCAUCACCUCCUCCAUCACCUCCUCCAUCACCUCCUCAUCACCUCCUCCAUCACCUCCUCCAUCACCUCCUCCAUCACCUCCUCCAUCACCUCCUCAUCACCUCCUCCAUCACCUCCUCCAUCACCUCCUCCAUCACCUCCUCAUCACCUCCUCCAUCACCUCCUCCAUCACCUCCUCCAUCACCUCCUCCAUCACCUCCUCCAUCACCUCCUCCAUCACCUCCUCCAUCACCUCCUCCAUCACCUCCUCCAUCACCUCCUCCAUCACCUCCUCCAUCACCUCCUCCAUCACCUCCUCCAUCACCUCCUCCAUCACCUCCUCCAUCACCUCCUCCAUCACCUCCUCAUCACCUCCUCCAUCACCUCCUCCAUCACCUCCUCCAUCACCUCCUCCUCACCUCCUCCAUCACCUCCUCCAUCACCUCCUCCAUCACCUCCUCCAUCACCUCCUCCAUCACCUCCUCCAUCACCUCCUCCAUCACCUCCAUCCCUCAUCACCUCCUCCAUCACCUCCUCCAUCAUCUCCUCAUCACCUCCUCCAUCACCUCCUCCAUCACCUCCUCCAUCACCUCCUCCAUCACCUCCUCCAUCACCUCCUCAUCACCUCCUCCAUCACCUCCUCAUCACCUCAUCACCUCCUCCAUCACCUCCUCCAGGAAGUGAUCGGCCGCAGCCUUCCAUCGCUGCAGGACCUGUCAGACAAGUGCAGUAAGGAUGGGUUUGGACUGGGUUUGGACUGGGUUUGGACUGGGUUUGGACUGGGUUUGGACUGGGUUGAGGGCCAGGCCCUCAUCCUGCUCUUCUACCUGGUCUUCUACUGCUUCUUGGCCGGAAUGUUCGCUCUGACCAUGUGGGUGAUGCUGCUCACUCUGGACGACUACGUUCCCAAAUACAGGGACCGCGUGCCCUUCCCAGGUCUGGUGAUCCGCCCUCACGCCCAGGAGCUCAUGUACGCCAAGUCCGACCCGACCAAGUACAACGACUACGUCAAACAACUGGAGUCCUUCCUGAAGCGUAAGUGCACUUAUCGCCGCUCCCAGCUGGAGUCGGCCAUGACACCAGAGGAGGCAAAUAUCCAGAGCUCUGGUUAG
This is a messenger RNA of Knipowitschia caucasica, 2418 nucleotides long. The record is from the annotation of a GenBank genome assembly. NCBI's taxonomy places the organism in Eukaryota, Metazoa, Chordata, Actinopteri, Gobiiformes, Gobiidae.